Messenger RNA from Linnemannia hyalina, 2499 nucleotides. The record is from the annotation of a GenBank genome assembly. Lineage: Eukaryota; Fungi; Mortierellomycota; Mortierellomycetes; Mortierellales; Mortierellaceae.
AUGAAACCAAAGAACAGGAACGGAUCAAAAAAGUCCGCCGCACAUGCCAACACCUCAAAACAACAACAACAGCUGCAGCAACAAAACACAGUGGAAUCGCAACAAAAGGAUCUACCCCGCCCGACUCCAGAUCUCCCGUCAAAGCCAGAGACUCCCCAGGAGAUAGCAGCUGCAACCCGACCGCGCCCAGAACCAACAUCAACAACAAUAACAAGGUCAACCGCCUCAGGACAGUUGUCUUCUGCCUCACCCUCACUGAAGGGAAAGCAACAACAGGACUCCCUUCAAGCAACUAAACUCUAUGGCGAAUCAAACCUUGCACGACCCACUACUUCAACUUCUAGUACCAGCAACUACCCCCAGCCCGAGAGGAGAAUGGCGCCAGCGACAUCUAUGGAAACCGAAUAUAUCGAGGCACUCUACGCAGAACACUCGCAGCCUUUGGCCAUCAGUCUUAGUCAGACUCACGACAGCCUGUUCUCGCAUUUGGCGCAACUCGGCGAUCUCCCUCCCAACUCCUCAUCCGAAUCAGGCGAUAUUGACUUUGACGACAUCGACAGCUAUGACGAACAAGGAGUGGACGGCGACUGCGAAGACUUUGAGGACGAUCUGGACGUGUACGAGCACGACGACUUCUUGUCGUCCCAGGAGGCCAUUCUUCUAGAGCUACGACGCGAGCAGGUCGAAUUCGAGGAGAAUGUCCGGCAAUUACAGCAGCAACUUCAACGCCAGGGAUCGCUUCUUCCUUCGUCUUCCUCCUAUGACGGCAUCGACUACGAGCAUGCCGACCAACCUGACACAAACUCUGGUGCGGUUGGUGAACAAAUCAACACGAUCGACACCUCAAACUCGCUCUCCAAGGCUCGGAAAGGACAAAUUUGGACUGGACACGACUGUCGUCUUUGCGAUGAACCUAGGUCGAACCUCUGUAUCGGGAAGUAUGGUUGGUACUGGCGGCCGAUUAUCAUUGAGGCUCUUGCUACAGCAGCGGCAGCGAUCGCCAUUUUCAACUCUCGCCCAAUGGACUCUACACAGGGAUCAACGCUCCAACAACCCUACAGAUUCAGUGAAUUUCUUCCACGACCCAACAGCAUACGAAGUCAGUCUCUUCAGGAGGCGCAGAGUCAGCUCUCCGACCCUGACAGGACGUACCCCGCGAGGAUGCCUUUCUUCAACAGGUAUGCCGUCUGGAGAAUUAUGUGGAUCUAUCUGUUUGGGCAUGACCUCUUCUCCACUCUGCACGUCAAUGCUGACCGGUCGCUUACUCGUUCGUUCCUGCUGUAUAGUGUGAGCGCUGUAUCAACGCCAAAAGGACAACAUCCGACAGCACAGUCGGUUCCGAUAAGUCACAUGUACCGCGGGACAACUCCACCACCACCGGCCAUGGUCUACCCAUUACCGCCCAACUCUCCCUACAAAUUCGGACGGAAAUCGAGCGAAUUUCUGGAACCCGUCGGAGAGACGCAUGAGUUCCAGUCGGCAGAGGGCAACUCUCGUCAGGUCUUGCUGCAUGUCUGGCCACCGGAUGAGCUCGAUACGAACCUAUUGCAGAAACUAGAGGCUUGUUGUCGAGAGUUUCAGAAUAAGGACGUGGUUCAUGGACACAGCGGAGAUGGCUUCUUGAACGGAUGGCGGCCAUCAUGGAAAGACCCUCAACAAACGGGUGUCUUGCGGUUUGGCCAUUGGCGUGUCAGGGCUCCUCCAGAACAAGGGGGACAUCUCUACCCUCCGUUCCAGACGCCGUUGACACUUGCUGCAGGAGGAGGAUCGGUUCUAGGAUCAACCGCCAAUGUAAUCGCCAACAAUAACACCAACAACACGGCCAAUCAUCAACAAAAUGUGAACGCUGCACCUAUCAAGGAUGCCUUUGCUCAGAACGGAAAAGGCGGCACUCAGGCGACAUCCAAUGGCCAGACCAACCAGACAAAUGGAGCUUGUGCGGUUCAUGACCCACCUCGACAGCGCGCAAUCGAGAACCACCGUGACAUCUGCCAUGACCCUGACUGUCCGCAUAGGGACGACAAGCAGCAGCAGCAGGAUGACAAUCGACCUCGUGACUUGCAGCUGGAAUCGGCGACUCAGGGACGGCUUCUGCGACUUGUGCGGGCGAUCCAGAUGGUGGAGAAAGGGAUUAUUGCGCGGCAUUUGAAGUUUCUGUUCCCGACGCUUUAUGAAAAGUACCACGGACUCCAGUUUGGCACACCGCGACUGUUUGAUGCCGUGGCGACGGUUGCGCUGGCGAUGGACGUGUCUCCUCGGCUUCAUCAUGAUAAGGCGCACACGAAGCACGGAUUCUGCUGGAUCGUUGCGUGUGGCGACUUUGUUGGAGGCGAUCUAUGCAUCCCUGAGCUGGGCAAGCGUGUUGUGAUGCGUCCUGGCACGGUGGUUGCGAUCCGAUCGACUGUGGUUGCGUAUUAUAUCGAGAGGUACGCCAAAGACACCAGCAUGUACGUCAUGUACGCGUACACCAGCGACAACAACUGGCCUCCCGCCGCGUAA